GGAGGUGCUUUUCAAUAUUGCAUUAAGCGUCUUUCCGUUUCGGCCCUUCUUGCGUUCGGAGUGAAACCGGCUAGCUGCAAAAUUUGAUUUCUGCGCAACAUGGCAGGGUAUUUGAAGGUCCUUAGUUCCCUGUCUCGGUCUGCCGCCGCGCUUUCUAAAAACCCCGGCGUGCUCGCACCGGCCGCUGCAUGCCAGAAUCUGCAACAAAGAAACUAUGCUGACAAGCGCAUUAAGGUGGCCCAGCCGGUGGUGGAGAUGGAUGGGGACGAGAUGACCCGUAUCAUCUGGGAGUUCAUCAAAGAGAAGCUCAUCCUCACCAAUGUGGAUGUGGAGCUGAAGUACUUCGACCUGGGCCUUCCGUACCGUGACCAGACGGAUGACCAGGUCACCAUCGACUCCGCCUUAGCCACCAAGAAGUACAGUGUUGCUGUCAAAUGCGCCACCAUCACUCCUGACGAGGCCAGAGUAGAAGAGUUCAAGCUGAAGAAGAUGUGGAAGAGCCCCAACGGAACCAUCAGGAACAUUCUGGGAGGCACCGUCUUCCGCGAGCCAAUCAUCUGCAAGAACAUUCCCCGUCUCGUUCCUGGUUGGACGCAGCCCAUCACAAUCGGCAGACAUGCCUUCGGCGACCAGUACAGAGCGACAGACUUUGUCAUAGACCAGCCGGGGAAAUUCAAGAUCUCGUUCAUCCCCACGGAUGGGAGCACAGGGAAGGAGUGGGAGGUGUUCGACUUCCCUGGCGGUGGCUGUGGGAUGGGAAUGUACAACACAGACGAGUCCAUCACAGGGUUUGCCCACAGCUGCUUCCAGUACGCCAUCCAGAAGAAAUGGCCUCUGUACAUGAGCACCAAGAACACCAUCCUGAAGGCCUACGACGGCCGCUUCAAGGACAUCUUCCAGGACAUCUUUGAGAAGAACUACAAGCCUGAGUUUGACAAGCUGAAGAUCUGGUAUGAGCACCGGCUCAUCGACGACAUGGUGGCGCAGGUGCUGAAGUCCUCCGGUGCCUUUGUGUGGGCGUGCAAGAACUACGACGGUGACGUCCAGUCCGACAUCCUGGCCCAGGGUUUCGGCUCGCUGGGCCUGAUGACCUCUGUGCUGGUGUGUCCUGACGGAAAGACCAUUGAGGCAGAGGCGGCCCACGGCACAGUCACCAGGCACUACCGGGAGCACCAGAAGGGACGGCCGACAAGCACAAACCCUAUCGCCAGCAUCUUCGCCUGGACCCGGGGCCUGGAGCACCGCGGCAAGCUGGACGGAAACCCUGACCUCAUCAAGUUCUCUCAGACCCUGGAGAGAGUGUGUGUAGAGACUGUGGAGAGCGGUGUUAUGACCAAGGACCUCGCGGGCUGCAUCCACGGCCUGGCCAACUGCAAGCUGAACGAGCACUACGUCAACACCACAGACUUCCUGGACGCCAUCAAGAACAAUCUGGACAAAGCUCUCGGCAAGUGAAGGACAACACGACGAGUGUCGCUGUCUUUUGUACCUCAUUUUUAACUUAAUAGGUCACGAUAACCACAUGCAUCUUGUCUGAAGGAAGUUAACUGAAGAGUUAACUUUUUGUUUUUUAAAAUACACAGAAUGUUCCCUGUAGUUACUCUGCAGUCAGAUGAUGUGCUAUCAACUUGAUCCUGUGCUUCCCCAACUCCAAAGUUAUAUUUUGUAAUAUGAAGUACUGUACUCCUAUACUGUAUGUAAUUUAAUAACGUCAAACACCUCAACUUGAAGAGCCAUUUCAACAGAUGACUAAUAAAUCUUCCUGACUUGUCAAAUGA
Molecule: messenger RNA, 1778 nt
Organism: Megalops cyprinoides (Indo-Pacific tarpon)
Lineage: Eukaryota; Metazoa; Chordata; Actinopteri; Elopiformes; Megalopidae
Product: isocitrate dehydrogenase [NADP], mitochondrial
Exons: 11
Coding region: 100-1455 (451 amino acids)
Biological process (GO): isocitrate metabolic process
Cellular component (GO): mitochondrion
Molecular function (GO): isocitrate dehydrogenase (NADP+) activity; magnesium ion binding; NAD binding
Source: RefSeq, a predicted model, not a curated record